AUGGCGUCGGAAUAUAAGGAUUCCUCUGGUAGAAUUAGGUGUCCGUGUGUUAGAUGCAUAAACAAUAGGCUUGAAACUUUACCUAUGGUGAAAGCACACGUAUUCGAUUGGGGUUUUCAUCAAGGUUACGAGAAGUGGAUAUAUCACGGUGAAGCAGAAGCAGAUGUUGCCAAUGUGGUGGACGCCAACGAUGAUGAUGUUGAUGAGAUGAUUCCGAUGGUCGAAGACUUCCUUCUACCUACAACCGAAGAAGUUGAAAAUAAUCCUGCGGCGGGACAAUUUUAUGACGAUCUGUUUGACGAGAUAGAGGCUGAGUUAUAUCCUGGUUGUAAUUGGAUAUCUUCUCUUAACUUUUUAGCAAAAUUAUUGCAUUUGAAAGUUAGAGGCAAGAUUCCGAAUAAAAUCUUCGAUGAAUUACUGAAAUUACUAAAGCUUGCAUUUCCGAAGGGAAAUAAAAUUCCAUCAACCUACUACGAGGCUAAAAAAAGAUUACAGAAAUUAGGGUUAGGGUACGAGUCAAUUCAUGUAUGUGAACAUGACUGUUGUUUGUUUUACAAAGAGCAUUCAACUAAAGAGACUUGUCCAAUUUGCGGAAGUAGUAGAUGGAUUUCUCCUGAAAAAACGGAUGGAAAAAAGGUACCACAUAAGGUGAUGCGUUACUUUCCAUUGACUCCUCGAUUAAAAAGACUGUACAGUUCAAGACUUACAGCGAAACAAAUGUUAUGGCACUAUACUGGGAAAUCAAAAGACGAUGGGAUAAUGAGACACCCAGUGGAUGGGUUAGCGUGGAAGGAUUUCGAUGCCAAACAUCCUGAUUUUGCUAGUGAACCUCGGAAUGUUCGUUUAGGUUUAGCUGCAGAUGGUUUCAAUCCGUUUGGCAACAUGAGUCAAGCAUAUAGUAUGUGGCCUGUGGUGUUGGCUAACUACAAUCUUCCACCUUGGAUGUGUAUGAAAGAUAAUAAUUUCAUAUUAUCCAUUCUUAUUCCUGGACCAAAAUCACCGGGAAAGGACAUGGAUAUAUUCUUGAGACCAUUGGUGGAUGAGUUAAAGGAGUUGUGGGUUAAUGGUGUCGAUACAAGAGAUAGUAUAACCAACACUAUGUUCAAAAGAUUCCUUCCAAGUAACCAUCGAAUGAGAAGAGACACUCAAUUUGACGGACAAAUCGAGAGAAGACGUCCACCAAGACGUUUUACUUGUGAGGAAAUAUUAGAACAAGUAAACAAACUUGUACCACAAGUUCCUGGAAAACACGAGAUGUUUGGAGGUGUCAAACGUAGGCGUAUUGCAGAAGAUCAAAAUUGGAGGAAGAAAAGCAUAUUUUAUGAGCUUGAUUAUUGGUCUUCGAACACUUUAAAACACAACAUUGAUGUCAUGCAUGUGGAGAAGAAUGUGUGUGAUAGUUUGUUAGGCACAAUCUUGGAUAAUGAUAAAUCCAAGGACACCACUAAUGCAAGACAUGAUUUGAAAAAGUUUGGAGUAAGGGAAUCGUUGUGGAUAUAUGAAGAUGACAACGGAAAGUUAAUGAAGCCUCAUGCCCCUUAUGUUCUCACAUCUGAUCAAAGAAUGCAGUUUUGUAAAUUUAUUCGAGAUGUGAAAUUUCCAGAUAAUUUUUGUUCCAAUUUAAAGAAGAAAGUAAAUGCUGAUUUAACAAAUAUCAGCGGUUUAAAGUCCCACGACAGUCAUGUAACAAAAAUACAAGUAUUUUAUCUCGAUGAUUUACUUAGAGGAAAUCAGUGGAAAGUGGUUGAGGGGGUAAACCAUCGACAAAUUUGGGACGUCGAGAACUGUGAAGCUAAUUCAGACAUUGAUGUGGUACAUGAUAUUAGCUCAUCAAAUUUUGUGUUGACUGUGGAUCUCGGCGAGUUGGUUAUGCUACCUACUCAAAAUUCGAUUGACAUUAGUACAAUACAAAAUUUAAAUGUUAGUCAAGAGGAUCACGAGUUAGGCGAUGAAGAAGCAAAUGAAGAAUUAGAUGAAGAAGAUGAUUUACUAAUUGAUUUUUGUGAAGAUGAUGUUAAUGCUAAUUUAGUUAAUGAUGGAAGUGAUAGUGAUUAUUAG
Molecule: messenger RNA, 2058 nt
Organism: Humulus lupulus (European hop)
Lineage: Eukaryota; Viridiplantae; Streptophyta; Magnoliopsida; Rosales; Cannabaceae
Exons: 2
Coding region: 1-2058 (685 amino acids)
Source: RefSeq, a predicted model, not a curated record